Molecule: messenger RNA, 276 nt
Organism: Haemonchus placei
Lineage: Eukaryota; Metazoa; Nematoda; Chromadorea; Rhabditida; Trichostrongylidae
Source: the annotation of a GenBank genome assembly
AUGAAUGUGAAGAUCGAGAAUCAAAGGCAUAGACAAGGAGGAACGCCCACAGAGCCAGACGAGACGAUGUGGCGUCCUGAGGAUGAGCUGAGAGCAGUUCUGACGAAGUGGCAUAACAAUCAGAAAUUGUCGUUGCCAGUGGUGGAACUAAGAAGGGCAGGAAGCGAAGCAAUAGCUGGAGUGCUCGGACAAGCCACCCCGGUUGUUGCCCUUGCAGAAGGAUUGUCUAUGAGGGCUGCAACGCCCACUUUCCGACACACCAGCGAAUCAGGGUAA